Molecule: messenger RNA, 3695 nt
Organism: Cavia porcellus (domestic guinea pig)
Lineage: Eukaryota; Metazoa; Chordata; Mammalia; Rodentia; Caviidae
Gene: Cxcr2
Product: C-X-C motif chemokine receptor 2
Exons: 2
Coding region: 1476-2534 (352 amino acids)
Biological process (GO): neutrophil chemotaxis; calcium-mediated signaling; G protein-coupled receptor signaling pathway
Cellular component (GO): external side of plasma membrane; membrane
Molecular function (GO): C-X-C chemokine receptor activity; C-C chemokine receptor activity; interleukin-8 binding
Source: RefSeq, a predicted model, not a curated record
GAAAGCUAGGUCUUAUCUUAGGCCACCUGUUCCUUUAUGAGCAUCCCUGAUCAUCUGCUGUUAGAGGUGACCCAUCUUCAACCUCGUGACUUCCCUGCACUGAACCUUGCUCUCUGGGCAAACUUGCUCCUGUCUGUGAGACUGCAGAGCCAGCGACUCCUUUCAGGCUGUGCCCAUCACACCGGCUCAGCCAGCUAGACUCCUGCUCCUCCCAUGGCCUCCCUUCCUCGUGGGGGCCCACCCUCCCCAUCACACGCUUCCCUGAUUGAAUCUUCACUCCCCGUGGCCGUGGUACAGUGGGAAGACAAUUUAUUUGAGCCCCACUGCUUGCAGGGAAAAUACCUGCUCAGGACAGUAAAAGUUAAGAUUUCAUCACUCUUAGGGGGAACGGUAUUAUUUUUCCAGUUUCUCUUAAAUCCACUCAGGUUUCUGUUUUGAACAUAUGAAAGACAGUACCAAAUACUGCAACCUACUCAAGAGAAAAGCUUCCGAGGACUUUUGCUGUUGUUGUUUUAAUAUUUGUAUUUUCUCUACUACACUAUUCAUCCUUUGGUUAAUCUUUUUUUAACUGAGAUACACCACAAAAUUACUCACAUAAAAUGACAAUUCAGUGACACUUUAGCAGACUGUGUAACCAUUGUCACUAAUUCCAAACACAUUCAUCACCCCAGGGGAAAUCCUGUAUUCUUUAAGGCUCCUCUCCGUCGCUAGCCCCUGGCAAGUACUAAUAUACUCUUUGUCUAAUUUGCCUGUUUUGACCAUUUUACACAAUAAUGCUUUUAAGAUCUAUGUGGCGUUUUAUUCCUUCUUAGAGGUGAAUAUAUUCCAUUGGAUGUAUAGAUCUCAAAUUAUCCAUCCAUCAAUUAAUGAACAUUUGCUUUUUUCCUACUAUUUUUUGACUAUUAUGAUAAAUACUGCUAUAAACAUUUGUGCACAAGUUUUUGUGUGAAUAUACAUUUUCAGUUCUCUAAUGUGCAUACACCUAGGAUAGGAAUCUCUGGGUAACGUGGUUUAACUUCUUGAGCAAACGCUAAACCCUUUGCCAGAAUCGCACUAUUUGCAUUCCCACCAGUGAGGGCGGAGUGCUCCAGUUCCUCCACAUCCUCAUCACCCGUCUUUCAAAAAUGGUUCCUAGGGCUUUUCACUUGCUGUUUCUUCUCGAACACUAGGUUUCAUCUGGGGAUGGGUCCUGGGUUUGAAUAUAGUCGUAGGAUAGACAUAACUCUCAGAAAGAAACAGCAAGAGCCAGGUAUGGUGGUUCCUUCAGAUGCCUGAAAUCCCAGCAUUUUGGGAGGCUGAGUGAGAAAAAUUGUGAGUUCAAACCCAACCUGGGCACCUUAAUGACUUAAUGAGACCCUGACCGCCCCCCCCAAUUUUUUUUAUUUUCAAGAGAAAAAAAGAUAAAAACAAUGCCACAAAAUUUCAAAACAAGAUUGUAGGAGAGAAACAAUGGCAAGACAUAAGCUUACCUGAAAAUGGAAAACUUUAUCUGGGAUUACAACUCCUCUGACUAUUUCGGUCAUUACAGCACUGAUCUGAGCCAAAUUUCAUCAGAGUCUUCCCCGUGCUAUCCAGAAUCCCUGGAAAUCAAUACUUAUGUCGUAGUUAUAAUCUAUGCCUUGGUGUCCCUGCUGAGCCUGCUGGGAAACUCCCUGGUGAUGAUGGUCGUCUUGCACAGCAGGAGCACGUGCUCUGUCACUGAUGUCUACCUGCUGAACCUGGCCAUAGCUGACCUGCUCUUUGCCCUGACCUUGCCCUUCUGGGCAGCCUCCAAGAUGAUUGGCUGGAUUUUUGGCACAUUCAUGUGCAAGAUUAUCUCAUUCCUGAAGGAAGUCAACUUCUACAGCAGUAUCCUGCUACUGGCCUGCAUCAGUGUGGACCGCUACCUGGCCAUCGUCCACGCCACACGCACUGUGAUCCAGAAACGGCACUUGGUCAAGUUUGUGUGCUUAGCUGUGUGGGCAGUAUCUCUGUUUCUGUCCCUGCCCAUGCUACUGUUCCGUAGCACUGUCUACCUGCUCGACCUCCCCUUAGUCUGCUAUGAAGACAUAGGGAGCAGUACGACCCGAUGGCGCCUGGUGCUGCGCAUCCUGCCUCAGUUCUGGGGCUUCAUCCUGCCCCUGCUCAUCAUGCUGUUCUGCUACGGCUGCACGCUGCGCACGCUGUUCAAGGCCCAGAUGGGGCAGAAGCACCGGGCCAUGAGGGUCAUCUUCGCCGUCGUGCUUGUCUUCCUGCUCUGCUGGCUGCCCUACAACCUGGUCCUGCUCGCUGAUACCCUCAUGAGGACCGGCCUGAUCGAGGAGACUUGUGAGCGCCGUGACCACAUAGACAGGGCCCUGGAGGCCACUGAGAUCCUGGGCUUCCUCCACAGCUGUCUCAACCCCAUUAUCUAUGCCUUCAUCGGCCAAAAGUUUCGCUAUGGACUCCUCAAGAUCAUGGCUGCUUAUGGCCUGAUCAGCAAGGAAUUCUUGCCCAAGGAGGCCCGGCCUUCCUUUGCUGGUUCUUCCUCAGGAAACACAUCCACCACCCUCUGAGAUGGUUUGCCCAAGUUGUAGCCUCUUGGGUUUCUCCUUUUUUCUUCAGCAUCCUAUUCCAAGCCUCACACCCACUGGCUGUUCAUGGAAUCCAUGGUGAUGCAGCCCCGUCAUUGUGGUUUCAGGAAGAAUCAGAGGCCUCAUGCUCACCAAGCUCACCAGGCCUCAUGAUCACCUAUCUGUGAUCACUAUGCUGACUAAUAGUCUUGGUCCAUCCUACCACUAGGCCCAAAGCAGUCUAUUUUCUAAGACAUGCAAAUCAAAACCACAAUGAGAUAGCAUGUUAUACCCACCAGGGGAAGCUAUUAUCAGAAAGAAGAAAAAUAAAGAAAAAAUAGAAAAUGCCAGCAAGAUAGGGAGAAACUGGUGGCUUUCUCCCACAGAGCUGGUGGGAGUAGAAGAUGGCACAGCCACCAUGGAAAAUAGCAAGGCAGAUUUCCUUAAAACGGUCAACAGAAUGACCACAUGAUGCCGCAAUUCCACUUCUAGGCAUGUACCAAAAGAAUUGUAAGUGAUGACUUGGACAAAUAUUUUUACACCACAGCAUUAUUUAUAACAAUAAAGGCAGAAAUAACCCAAAAGCUGAUUGACAAAUGAAUGGAUAAAUGAAACAGGAUGAUAAGAUAUUGUGAUAGAAUGUUACUUGGUCAUGAAAAGAAGGGACUGGUACAAGUUACAGCAUGGAUGAACCUUGAAAUGUUUUGCUUAGUGAAAGAAGCAGGCUACUAAAGGAAAAUACUGUAUAAUUGCACUUACACAAAGUAGCUAGAAUAAUCAAGUUCUGAGACACAAAAGAGAACAAUGCCUGGAGGGGAGAAUGAAGGGUCACUGUUUAACGGGUGCAGAAUUUCAGUUUGGAGUGAUGGACAAGUUCUGGAGGUGGACAGGAUGGGAGUUUUACAAUAAUGUGAAAGCACUGGAUGCCCCUAAACUGUUCACUUAACACGGUUAAAAAGAGGCUGGGGUACAGUUCAGCGGCAGAGUUCCUGCCCAACAUUUGUAUGGCCCUGGAUUCUAUCCCCAGCACCUCAAAAGAUAAAAUAAAUACAGUAAAUGUUUGUAUUUAACCUCAAUUUUAAAAAAAUCUGAGCCCAAAAGACACUUUUACCGCCUACCUGCAAUUUCUUGUAAAGCAAUAUCAUUAAAUAUUUUUUUAAUAAA